AUGGCUCCCCUCGUCUGGCUCAUCACAGGCACCACCUCUGGUAUAGGAGAGGCACUGGUCAAGGAGGUCGCCCGUCGCGGCGACAAGGUCAUCGCAACCGGCCGCAACGCAGAGGAGCGUCUUCAGAGCCUCAAAUCAGACAACAUCGCCCUCCUCGAUCUCGACGUCGCCUCGUCACGCGAGGUCAUCAACGCACAGAUCAACACGGCCGUCUCCAUAUUCGGCCGGAUCGAUGUGCUCAUCAACAACGCCGGCAUGUCCGCCUCCAGCAGCAUCGAGGAAGCAUCUGACGCCUUCAUGCAGAGGCUAUUCGACGUCAACCUCUUCGGCACGAUCCGUGUCACACAGGCCGUCCUGCCGUACCUGCGCAAGCAGCGCUUCGGAAGGAUUGGCUGCAUCGGCGCGGGGCUCGCCUGGGCCCCCUUCCCCUUCCUCGGGUUCUACUCAAUGACCAAAGCCGCUGUGGGGCAGUUCGUCGAGGCUCUGGACAAAGAGACCUCGGCGUUUGGCAUCCGCGCAACGUGCUUCGAGCCUGGCGGUUUCAGCACCCGGCUCGGGCAGGCACGAGGCACCGGCUACGGAGUGGGCGCCAUGCCGGCCGUGGAAGACUACCAGCCUGGGUUUACCUGUUUCGUUAAGGGCCUCGUUGAGGAUUGCGGUGCAAGCAUCCCUGGCGAUACGAACAAACUGCCCCCUGCCGUCAUCGACGUGAUCAAAGGCGAAGGGAUGGCCGCCGAGCGGAAGUGGCCUGUGAGGGUAGUGCUGGGGCAAGAUACAGUGACGUUGAUCCGCCAGAAAUGUAAUGAGCAACUGCAAUUGACCGCGGAGUGGGAGGAUGUGAGCAACAGCGUAAAUGCUGAUGACUGGAGUGGGAAACUGGAAAAGUCAUUGACCUUUGUGAAAAUGGACGCCGUUCUAUAA
Phaeoacremonium minimum UCRPA7 is the source of this 921-nucleotide messenger RNA. Its product is annotated as putative short-chain oxidoreductase protein. The transcript is spliced from 2 exons. Lineage: Eukaryota; Fungi; Ascomycota; Sordariomycetes; Togniniales; Togniniaceae. Bases 1 to 921 code for a protein of 306 amino acids. The record is from RefSeq and is a predicted model, not a curated record.